Asterias rubens (European starfish) is the source of this 3188-nucleotide messenger RNA. Its product is annotated as acidic repeat-containing protein-like. Lineage: Eukaryota; Metazoa; Echinodermata; Asteroidea; Forcipulatida; Asteriidae. The transcript has 10 exons. Gene Ontology annotation, cellular component: nucleus. The record is from RefSeq and is a predicted model, not a curated record. The coding region runs from base 100 to 2454 and encodes 784 amino acids.
CGGAAGUGCAAAAUAAUGUCAGUGCUCAAUGUUUUGAUGAGAGAGUCUUACCGCAAAGUUAUUAAAACUUGUAUCCUUUGAAGAGCCGUGCUUUUCAAAAUGUCAUCAGAUGAAGGAGGUGACAUAGAGGACCUGCUGGGACGUUUGUCCAUAAAGCUUGGAUGGCAAAAUGUUGAGGAAACGGCCUUGCAAAAGCCAUCAGACAGUGUGAAGCGCAAAAAGAAAAAGAAGUCGGUUAGAAGCAGUUCAAAGAAAACCCCUAGGAGAUCUCGAAAAGACAUCAGUUCCUCCUCAGACAAAGAAAACAAUGUCAACACUUGCAACCGACAAAACGGCAACUUGGAAUCAGAGGGUCAUGUCAAAGGUCAAGCAAAGUUAACACGUCUGCUUGAAUGCCAACAUCAGGACAGAACUUUAAGCAGCCUUGGUGAAAAUUCUGCACGAGAAAUAAGAUCUUCACCAAGCACAGAUGAACCAUCAAACUGUGUAAAUAAGACUAAAGAUGGAGACGGCAGCAUCCAACAACAACCUCCAGCAAAUCGAGACAAAGUUGCAGAAGAUUCUGAUUGCAGUCUGCGAAAAUCGCAUCCAGGAACACUUAAUUUAGAAAGUGGACAAACAUUCUUAAAGGACGAGGAGACAUUUUCAAAGGUUUCCAGCGUCUGUGAAUCAGGUGAUGAAGAGUCUGAACAUCUGGCAAAUUUUAAUUUGGACAUAUCACCAAUUAUCGCAGAUACUGACGGUGCUUCUUCACUUGUGAGGAUCUCAGAUGAUGAUAUACCGGGUAGACCAUCCUUCUCAAGUGAUGAUAACGCUGAUGACUUUGAGACCAAACCAGACAUUUCCCAAGAGGAAUGUCCUACCUCUAGAUCCAAAGAUGAGCCAGAGGUACCUUUCUCACCUUUACAUCAUUAUUCAGAAACCUGCGAACCAAUCAGAUGGAUUCUCACACCCCCACCGAAGAAUGAACCGAAAAAGGCCACACCUCUUGAGAAGGUCGUCAUGGUUACCCUGAGUGAGUCAGAUUCUGAUUCGUCCUGUGAUGGAGAUGAGUUAUUGAGUCUAACUGAGAGACUAGCGAAGAAUUUCCGACAACAAAAGAGUGCCAAAAAGCCGGCAUUCAAGAAACAACAGAGUGGCAAGGAUGCUCGCUUGUUGUGCAGUAGCAGCAGCAGUGAAGACAGUGACUCAUGGAAAGGUCACUUCACCUUCAGAGACAAGAAGUGUACACAGAAUACACAAAGGUACUUCAGUAAUGCAAGGAAUCCCAAAGUUCCUAAGGAUGACGGCAGUGACGAUGAUGACGACUUUGAUUCAUUUCUCCAAGCCAUCAAAUCCUCACAUCCUGCCCCUGGUCAUGACUCCAGCAACCUAGAGAAGAGUCCGGCCAUAGAUGAGGACCAGUAUGAUGCUUCCUUCAUUGAUGACACUCCUUUAGACGAAGGAAAUGAUGAUGAUGACGUUUUCUACUACAGGCAAAUCAACUCUGAUAGGAAACCUGCAAGAGACAAAAAGAAAAAAAUAGAUGCGCCAAUAAAGACAACGCCUAAGUUUCUAAACUAUCGCCUGCCACGAUUCAGUGAGAGUAGCGAUGAUGAUGAGUCUGUGUUUGCUACUCCCAUACCACCGCCACUUAAGACUCAUAAACCAAAAACUACUUCAUCUUCCAAGAAGUCUACGCCUUUUCUAACUCCAAGGAAACCCACUCCUGGAAGUACUCAAACAGACUUCCUUGUGUCUUUGUCUACCCCUAGAGUGGGUUGUGUGUCCACCUCGCCCUACGUCAGAGACUUCAAGAAGCAACGAGAGAUUCUUACCAGGAAGCUGUUUACUAUUUACAACCAGACUGUGUUUGACAACAAGCUUCCAUCUGACUUUAAUAUCAAGUGGAACAAUCGGAUGCGCAAGACGGCCGGAUAUUGUUACUACACAAAGACUAGACUAGGAGGGCAGUGCAAUGCUCGCAUUGAACUGUCUGAGAAAGUUUGCGAUACAGCAGAGCGUUUGAGAGAUACCCUUAUCCAUGAGUUAUGUCACGCUGCCUGCUGGUUAAUCAAUGGAGUCAAUGACGGACAUGGACGAUUCUGGAAAUACUGGGCAGCAAAAGCUAACCAUGCACAUCCUACGAUACCGGUCAUCAAACGCUGUCACAGCUAUGAGAUUACUACUAAGUAUAAAUAUCAGUGUGUCACAUGCAAAACAACAAUUGGGCGUCACUCCAAGUCCAUCAACACUGACAAGUUCUGCUGUUCAUACUGCAAGGGGAGUAUAGUCCUCCUGCCCCCACUGAACAAAGACGGCAAAGUGGCCAAGGUACGAACUCCCAACAAAUUUGCCAUGUUUGUAAAGGAGAACUACGGGUCGGUGAAGAAGGAUAACACCUCCAUGAAACAUGCUGAUAUUAUGAGGCUUCUGAGUCAGGAUUUCUCAAAGAAGGCUACUGUAUCUGUUUGAAUGCUUUCCACAAUCGGCCAUCUUGAAUUUGUUGUGGACGAUGUGGGCCCAAUAUCAAGGCUGUGCUUAUCGUAAAGCAAAGAAUCUGCGCUUUAAGCAGACAAUUCCAUGUUUACGUCAAGCGUAUUUCACAGGUUAGCAGGAAAUUUUAGCUUUAGCGUUAGCUUUCUCAGCAAUACUAGGCAUUCUUCGCUGACACUGAGAGCGCAGAAAUUUGGCAAUUACCCUGUAAGCAAAGAAUGGUGAUCACAAGCGCAGAAUUUGGCGGUAAGCAGAGCUAUGAAACUUUGACCUUAUGAGAAUCACGCUGAGGCAUAUGACCACUACAGAGGGCUCCUUUCAAUCUUUUGACUUUGAAAUUGUUUUGACUUGUCGGUAGUCAGGAAACCAGACCAACGACUUACAUGAGUAAAAGCCGUCACCAAAAGAAAAGGUAUAGCGGUUUGGAAGGUCCUUGAUGCAAGUACAGUUUUUCAACGCUUUAUUUUAUAGUGAUUUUCAGGGGAUUGCUGAUAAUGAAAGGGUUAACAAAAAAAAUUAAGAUGUGGUUAAAAACAAGAUCAUCUGUUUUAGUAAAAAAAAAAAAUGUUUAAGACCAUUAAUACUAUUUGUAUACUCGUAAAAGUAGGAGGAGUGGAAGAUUGUUUUCACAGAAGAUCAUUUUAAGUAGGAUUUAAAACUUUGCAUGGUGGAAAUAAGAUAUAGAAGAGUUUGCGGUAACACCAUGUAAUAAC